Molecule: messenger RNA, 2617 nt
Organism: Cucurbita pepo subsp. pepo (vegetable marrow)
Lineage: Eukaryota; Viridiplantae; Streptophyta; Magnoliopsida; Cucurbitales; Cucurbitaceae
Source: RefSeq, a predicted model, not a curated record
AUAGUGACAAAUUCUGGGCGGGCGAGUGCUUUGGCAGCUAGUGAUGCUGCUACCCCAACUUUGAGACGGAUAGAAAGAGCAGCCAUAGCUGCUGCUACACCUAUAACUUACCAUUCCAGGGAACUUCUUCUUUUAAUUCACGAGCAUCUUCAGGCAUCUGGAUUAAGCAAAGCUGCCUAUGCAUUGCUGAAAGAAGCCAAGUUGACUCCUUUGCCUCUUUUAGCAGCUCCAUCAUCUCUUGCAUACCAAGUCUCCAAGCUGGAGGCACCCUCAUCCCAGCUGCAAUGGCCUUAUGGUCGAGUCCCAUGUGGAUUUCUGACAGAUAAACCGAAGUCUGCACGAGAAGAAGAUACAAGUUUGAAAGGCGAUAUUAAUAUGUCUUGUCCAAGGAAAAAGCCGUUGAUCUUCUCAACUCCUUUUGGUACAAAUUCAAAGUGUCAGCCUAAAUCCCUGGAAUCUUCUUCCUCAGCAGUUAGAAAAUUGUCUAGUGCUUCAAAACAAUCUGCUGUACCUCUAUCUUCAAAUGAAACAACCCUUGUCAUUGAUACGGAGUCUCAAUGUAAAACACCCAUUAUCUUGCCCAUGAAGCGGAAGUUGUCCGAGUUGAAGGAUACUUGCACCAUAUUGUCCUCAAAGCGACUUCACUCUAAUGAGCCAGGACUUCAUUCUCCUAUUUGUCCUACUUCCAUUUCCUCUCGCAAAAGUAGUUUAACAGAUUUCGGCUUUUCUACCCCCAAAACUACUAACAUGAGAGAUCAGCUUGGGCGACCAACUCCUGGGGGUUUUUGGACCGAUGGUUUGGAUGACAACCAACACAGUAGUUCCCAAGUUGGUUUGGUUACACCAUCGUCGCAUCCUGGGAAUCUAAAUGACCCUCAACCCAGCAAUAGUGAGAGACUAACUCUAGAUUCCCUUGUUGUUCAGUAUCUAAAACACCAGCACCGCCAAUGUCCAACCCCGAUAACUACUCUUCCUCCAUUGUCUCUUUUGCAGCCUCAUGUUUGCCCUGAACCAAAACGAAGCCUUGAUGCCCCAUGGAAUGUAACAUCUCGUCUUGGUUCACGUGAAUUUAGAAGUAUAUAUGGUGGAGUUCAUGGCAACCGGAGGGACCGUCAGUUUGUCUACAGCAGGUUUAGGCCUUGGCGAACUUGUCGGGAUGAUGCUAGUGCUCUUUUGACCUGUCUUUGUUUCCUAGGAGACUCAAGAGUUGCCGUGGGCAGCCACGAUGGGGAAGUCAAGAUCUUCGAUUCCAACAACAAUAGCAUAUUAGAGAGUUGCUCCAGCCAUCAGUCUCCUUUAACUAUAAUGGAGUCAUAUAUUUCUGGCGAGACUCAGUUUGUGCUUUCAUCUAGCUCUUUAGACGUAAGGUUAUGGGAUGCAUCCUCCAUUUCUGGUGGGCCCAUGCAUUCAUUCGAAGGAUGCAAGGCUGCCAGGUUUAGCAAUGCUGGGAACGUUUUUGCAGCAUUGGCAUCUGAGCCUGCUCGACGGGAAAUACUCUUGUAUGAUAUUCAGACCUGCCAACUAGAACUGAAACUAUCUGAUACCAAUGUCAGUUCUGCAGGUCGAGGGCUUGCUUAUUCUCAUGUACACUUCAGCCCUUCGGAUACAAUGUUGCUCUGGAAUGGGGUCUUAUGGGAUCGACGGGAACCAGGACCUGUCCAUCGCUUUGAUCAGUUCACUGAUUAUGGUGGUGGUGGUUUUCAUCCAGCUGGGAAUGAGGUAAUUAUUAACUCCGAGGUUUGGGAUCUACGUAAGCUUAGGCUUCUCCGCAGUGUACCUUCCCUCGACCAAACGGCGAUAACAUUCAAUGCGAGUGGUGAUGUAAUUUAUGCAAUCUUGAGGAGAAAUCUUGAAGAUGUAAUGUCAGCUGUUCAUACUCGUCGCAUCAAACAUCCACUUUUUGCUGCAUUUCGGACCAUUGAUGCAGUGAACUAUUCAGAUAUUGCAACUAUCCCACUUGAUCGAUGUGUCCUAGAUUUCACAACAGAGGAAACUGAUUCUUUUGUUGGUUUAAUCACAAUGGAUGAUCAAGAUGAGAUGUUUUCUUCUGCACGAGUCUAUGAAAUUGGUCGACGAAGGCCCACUGAUGAUGAUUCUGACCCCGACGAUGCUGAAAGUGAGAGUGAUGAAGACGAAGACGAUGACGAUGACGAUGACGAUGAUGCGGAUGAUUUGGAUCCAAUUUUGGGUCUUGAUAUUGAUGGGGAUGGUGCGAGUGAUUCUGAUAUGAGUAAUGAGGACGAUGAGGACAGUGUGAGCGAUCUUGAUGACGAGGAUGAUGGAGAUUUUGUGAUGGAUGAUAUUGAGUUUGGUGGGGGCCCUGGAAUGUUGGAGAUAAUGACAGAAGGUGACGAUGAAGAAGAUGGUAGUCAACUUCUGGAAUAUUUUAGCAGUGGGAACGACGACGAUGAUGAUGAUUUUGUCAGUAACGGAUAUGGGUUUUAAGCAUUACAGGAGAAUCAAAACAAUGAAGUCAAUUUUGGAUGUAUUUAUUUAAUUUUUAGGCAAUUUUAUUUUAACAAUUUAGUUUAGAUGAAAGAAAUGAAAAAGGAAAAAAAAUUCAAAAUUUUAAUCUCUUGGAGUCUGGUUUGAGUUUAUGGUUUUUCUUGCGUAUUUG